AAAAAAUAUAUAAACUGUAGAAGAUACGUUAACAAAUAAAACUAAAUACAAAUAUUUAAGACAAAGAAACAUAUUAAAAUAUACCCCGAUGGACGUUCAUCCGGGUUAUCGCGUUGUGUUUAAGCAUUACGGAAAUGACGUAACUUUCGCGGGAAACUUUCUUUUCUAGUCGAAACUCCAGAAGCGUGUCAUUUCUCCCCUUCAGACCGCCGAGGAUUUUUUUCAAAUAAUCUCUGCCUUGCUUUGCAAAGCCAGGAUGAGAACCAGACUGCGAGUCAGACGGUUUUACACAUGGAAAGGAGAGCCUCUCAGCUUCGACAGGAAGGUGAAAACCUACGAAUACCGAUCUUUAGUGAUCAGUGUGGAGGGUCUCCCCAGGCCCACCGUCAUCACCGUGGGUCAGCACAUCCUCAUUGAGGGAGAAGAUGAAGACAACCCUUAUGUGGCCAAAGUUGUCAAACUUUUCGGGGAUGAGAAUGAGCGGCAGAAAAAGGCGGUGGUUCAGUGGUUCGUUCGCGUGUCCGAAGUGCCUGUGAGCAAACUGCAACUGCUCGGUCGAGACCCGCACCCGCAGGAGAUCUUCUACUAUCAGGGAAGAAGCUGCGAUGACGAGAUCAAUGCUGAGUCCAUUCUCAGACCCGUGCAGGUGAAGCAUCUUGAGGGACCAGCUCCGUUCCCCGACUGCGGUGAUAAAGAUACUCUAUACGUGAAGUUGUCCUGGGACACCAAGGCUUUCAAAGUGGUGGACUCGUCCCUCGUGUCACCCGGCUGUCCUACACGCCACCCCGACCAGUCGCCUCCCAGCGUGCCGCGGUCUCGUCGGGCUUUGCCGACCCCCGAUCCCGCCGUCAUACGCCGCGCGGCUUUGUCGGAGCGGCGAUACGACAGAGCGAGCAUGAGCGCGGGAAAGCUCGGCGGCAUGGAAGCCGAGUCCAGGCACUCGGCUACAAAAUUGUCGGCUUCAAAAUGCCUGAGCGUGACGAGAAGGAACACCUCAGCCAGAACGCCAGGAGUACGGAAGCGUCUGGAGCUCAGCAGUCAAGAGAAGCCGUCGACGUGUGGUGAUGACGUUUCGGAUGAAAUCCUGGAUGAAGUGCUACAAUCGGAGCUGGAGUUGGCUCAAAGGUUGCCAUCAUCUCCCCCUCAGGUGCUGCAUCAUUCCCAAAAUUUAAGCCCACUCAGGAAGACGCACAAAGCAGCCGUCGAGCCGGACUACAUUUCCCUGAAGCCCUUGUUGGUCAAGAUGGACAGCGUGUCUGUCUCGCAGGUUCACAGUCUUCCGUCUUCAAGCAGGGAUGCGGCUUCCUCCCGAGGUACGACUCCUCGAAGCAAAGAGUUGAAAACUUUGAAGGAACCUGCCCUCGGCGUGUUGCCCGAAGUGGACGAUGAGAACUCUCCCACGCUGCCACUCGGUACGACACCGAGAGGAUUGAAAAGAAAGUCUGCUCGACUGGUGGCGACUCGAAUCCGAAAGCAACUUAAUCUUCUCAAUGAAUCCAAAGCCCUGGACUCCGACACUGGAGACGAGGAGGACUUUGUUCCAACCGGGAACGCCUUCCACAGCAGCGAUGAGGAUGAUGAAGUGAUUCACAGUGAUGAAGAAAUACUAGCUAAAAAAGGUAGACAUGCUACGGCUGGGCCUCGCACGCCUCGUCCAACCAAGACCUCAUCCAGGACGCCUCGUAAAACACCCAGCAAGAAGGCAGCACCCGGGACCCCACACACGCCUCGUCAUGCCACCCCGUCCAUGCCUAGCAGGACCAUGCCAGCGCGAGAGCCCGCUAACAUCCUGGAAAUGGCCCGAAGCAGGCUGCACGUAUCGUCGGUGCCCGAGUCGCUCCCCUGCAGAGAGCAGGAGUUUCAAGAUAUUUACAACUUUGUGGAAAGCAAAAUCAUCGACGGCACCGGAGGGUGCAUGUACAUCUCGGGCGUACCAGGGACAGGAAAAACCGCGACAGUCCACGAGGUGAUGCGCUGUUUGCAGAAUGCAGCAAACAUGGAUGAGAUCCCAUCCUUCCGCUUCAUUGAGAUCAACGGCAUGAAGAUGACAGACCCUCAUCAGGCCUACGUUCAGAUCCUUGAGAAACUGAGUGGUCAGAAGGCCACAGCCGACCAUGCGGCUUCCAUCUUGGAGAAGCGAUUCAGCAACCUCGCUCCCAGGAAGGAAACCACCGUGCUGCUCGUGGAUGAAUUGGACCUUCUGUGGACCAGAAAGCAAAACGUGCUGUACAAUCUUUUUGAUUGGCCGACACGUCGUCACUCCCGCCUGGUGGUUCUGACGAUUGCGAACACGAUGGACCUGCCCGAGCGGAUCAUGAUCAACCGAGUGGCCAGCAGGCUGGGUUUAACUCGGAUGUCGUUCCAGCCGUACGGAUUCAAACAGCUGCAGCAGAUCAUCAUGUCCCGCUUGAACAAAGUCAAAGCGUUUGAAGAAGACGCCCUCCAGCUGGUGUCGAGGAAGGUGGCCGCUCUGUCGGGCGAUGCUCGCCGAUGUUUGGACAUCUGCCGCAGAGCCACGGAGAUCUGCGAGCACGCUGCCGCCAAGCCUUCCGUCCCGGGAUUGGUCGGGAUGAGUCACGUGAUGGAGGCGCUGAAUGAAAUGUUUUCGUCCACCUACAUCGCUGCCAUCAAGUGUGCAUCAGUGCAGGAGCAGGUCUUCCUCCAGGCGGUCAUUGCAGAGUUUCGGCGAUUGGGGUUGGAGGAGGCAACCUUCCAACAGGUGUUUGUGCAGCACCAGGCUCUGUGUCGGGUGGAGGGCCUGCAGUCCAUCGGCGUGUCGGAGGGUCUCGCCGUGUGUCAGCGUCUGGGCGCGUGCAGGCUGCUGCUGCUGGAGAACAGUCGCAUGGGAACCCUGCAGCGCGUUCGCCUCAAUGUGGGCCAAGAUGACGUCCUCUACGCCCUGAAGUCCGACUAACGCUUUUUAAGGACGUUUUUUUUUUAAUUGAUAUAUGUAGUAUUUUGUCCAUCACUGCGUUAUUAAAUAUUUAUACAGUAUGUGUUCCAUAAGGGAGGUUGUAUUUCCAUCUGCUUUUAUUUAAAAUGUGUGAAUUUGUCUUUGUAACGCCUGAUGCAUUGUCUAUGCACUUCUAAUAAA
Doryrhamphus excisus (bluestripe pipefish) is the source of this 3094-nucleotide messenger RNA. It is a transcript of the gene orc1, whose product is annotated as origin recognition complex, subunit 1. Gene Ontology annotation, cellular component: nuclear origin of replication recognition complex. NCBI's taxonomy places the organism in Eukaryota, Metazoa, Chordata, Actinopteri, Syngnathiformes, Syngnathidae. The record is from RefSeq and is a predicted model, not a curated record. Gene Ontology annotation, molecular function: DNA replication origin binding; ATP binding; chromatin binding. Gene Ontology annotation, biological process: DNA replication initiation; mitotic DNA replication checkpoint signaling.